AUGGCGGAGUCUAAAGGUGCAUUCCUGUAUAACCUCUUGGAACCUGGCAUGGGCUAUUUGAAUGGGGUUGCCAAGGUCAUGGUUGUUACCAAGACUAAGUCAUUGACUUCUGAGGCUCAAGGUUUCACAAUGAAGUGGACUCGAGAUCUUGUAUUCUGCGCUUUUUUUUUCCAUGCAGUCAGUGUGAGGGCCAUUAACCCUGGAUUUAAAGGAAAAAUUACCACAAAAGGAAUUAAUUAUGGUUGCCAGAUCAUAACGUCUGUUUUGCAAAAUAGGUUACUCAAUAUGAAAAUUCCAGACAUUUCAGGCAUCAAAUACACCAAUGCCUUACAUCAACUUCAAUACAACAUAAAUAGGAUAACCAUAAGUAAUGUGAACUUACCAGACAUGAGUAUCAUCCUGGUCCCUAACUUGGGACUGAAAGUUGCUAUGUCCAAUGGCUACAUUGAGACGAAUGGUAACUGGCAGAUUAAAGCAAAUAUUUUCAGGACUCAUGGUACUGUAAAGGCACAGAUCAACAGCAUUGCCAUCUCAUUUUACCUUAAGUUCGGCAAAGAUAAUUCAGGCCACCCUACUGUAUCAAUGAUGGACUGUGCAAGUUACAUCUCAAAACUCCAAGUUUAUGUUUCAGGAAAAGCUAGCUGGUUGUACAACCUGAUCAUCAGAUGGUAUGAACCAACCUUAAGAAGAUAUCUGAGUGACAAGAUCUGUCUUGAAUUGCAGAAAAUCUUCGCUGAAAAAAUAGGUCCAUUUCUCCAAACUGUGCCAGUGACAAAAGAAAUUGACAAAUAUGUUGGGAUUGACUACUCUUUAACCAGUCUUCCAGAAGUGGCAAAAGAUUCACUAAUUUUGCCCCUCAAGGUGAAAAAAAUUUAUCCAGUUAUGAAGAUGGAGCUUCACCUUGUAACUGAUUCUGCACCAACUGUGGCAUUUUUGUACAGUAAAAUCAUCCUGACAACAUCUGGAGAUGUCUAUGCUUUUGCUAUCUUACCAAAUUCUACACUAGCUCCACUCUUUAGUGUAAAGCUGAAUGCACAGAUCACAACCACAAUAGGUAUAAAAGAUGACAAGAUUACUGGGCAACUAACGUUGGAUAGGAUACAAUUGUCUUUAAAGAAGUCAAACAUUGGUCCAUUUCAAGUAAAUUGUCUGCAAACUGCAAUUGAUUUCCUGGUCUCUAUUGUCAUUUUACCACGUAUUAAUGCUGCCCUGGCUGAUGGAUACCCACUUCCUCUGAUCGACCACUUCAAACUGUCGAACCUUAUUGUACAACCUCACGAGAAUUUCCUGCUGGUUGCCACAGAUUUCACCUACAUUUGAAUGUCAAAAGAGUUGCACAUCAAGGAUGCAGUGAUCAAAAACUGAAACAUCCAGGAAGAAAUUCAG
Molecule: messenger RNA, 1386 nt
Organism: Rhincodon typus (whale shark)
Lineage: Eukaryota; Metazoa; Chordata; Chondrichthyes; Orectolobiformes; Rhincodontidae
Product: lipopolysaccharide-binding protein-like
Exons: 14
Coding region: 1-1320 (439 amino acids)
Molecular function (GO): lipid binding
Source: RefSeq, a predicted model, not a curated record